GCAAAACAUGACUUGUGUAUACUUUGUGUUUAAAUGACCAUCGAUUGAAUAAUAUACGAUGCAUGCCUUGUGUAUACGUAAGAACAAUCAUAUUUGUCACCUAAUAAACCAAAAUAUAUCAUGCAAACGUAAGCUGCUGUUUGAAGAAGCAUUCAUAAUGAUUCAAUGGAAACAGCGAAUAUUUUCAGGAAUUCAACCCACUGGAGCUCCCCAUCUUGGUAACUAUUUUGGAGCUAUUAAGAAAUGGUCCACUUUGCAAAAUGAGGGAAAAGAUUGCAUUUUCAGUAUUGUGGAUUUGCAUUCUAUUACAUUACCUCAAGAUCCAAAAAAAUUAAGGUACAAUAUUCGUUUAAUGGCUGCUUGUCUGAUAGCUUGUGGCAUAAAUCCAAAUUCAUCUGUGCUGUUCUUACAAUCACAGGUUCCACAACAUGCUGAAUUAGCAUGGAUUCUUGGUUGUUUAUGCACCAUGGCAAGACUAACACAUCUUCCUCAAUAUAAGGAAAAAUCAACUACUUUAGAACAUUUUCCACUUGGAUUAUAUCUUUACCCUGUAUUGCAAAGUGCUGAUAUCUUAGCAUACAAGGCGACUGAGGUGCCUGUUGGUGAAGAUCAGUUGCAGCAUAUACAAUUAAGUCAACACCUUGUUAAAAUUUUCAAUAAUAAAUUUGGCGAAAUAUUUCCAACUCCUGUACCAUUAAUAGAUGCCAAUUGUGCAAGAAUAAAGAGUUUAAGACAGCCUGAUAAAAAAAUGAGUAAAUCAGAUUUUAAUUUCAAAAAUCGAAUUGAAUUGACAGACAAACCAGAUAUAAUACUGAAGAGGAUAAAAGAAGCUUUAACAGAUUUUACAUCAGCUGUCACUUUUGAUAUAGAUAAACGCCCUGGUGUCAGCAAUCUAAUAUUAAUCCAUGGUCUUUGUACUGGGAAGUCCCAUGAUAUUAUUUGUUCUGAAAAUCAGCAUCUAAACACUGGCCAGUAUAAGCUAGUAGUUGCAGAAGCUGUAAUUGAAUAUUUGAAACCAAUACAGCUAGAAAUACAAAGGCUUCUGUCUGACCAAUCCCACAUUGAUCAGGUGCUGCGAAAAGGGUCAGAGAAAGCAACUGAAAUAGCUUCUAAAACUAUGUUUGAAGUUAAAGAAGCUGUUGGCCUCUCAUUUGAUGUCAAGUUUAAUAGUUGACAAAGACUAUAAGUAUGUAAAUAUUGAAUUAGAAAUUUUGUAUUAUAAUUUUGAAAAAAAUUAAACUCCUACUUAGUCUA
Stegodyphus dumicola is the source of this 1254-nucleotide messenger RNA. RefSeq names its product Tryptophanyl-tRNA synthetase, mitochondrial (gene TrpRS-m). Gene Ontology annotation, cellular component: mitochondrial matrix; mitochondrion. Gene Ontology annotation, molecular function: tryptophan-tRNA ligase activity; ATP binding. Gene Ontology annotation, biological process: mitochondrial tryptophanyl-tRNA aminoacylation. Lineage: Eukaryota; Metazoa; Arthropoda; Arachnida; Araneae; Eresidae. The record is from RefSeq and is a predicted model, not a curated record.